CGUAAACAGCCGCCAUCUUGGUAGGAUAGGAAAAACAAUCUCAGUAUCAUUUAUAAAUAAGUACAAAAUAUGCUAAAUAAUGGCUUCUACAAAAGCACUUGACGUUUACAAAGAAAGUCUUGAUGAUUUACAUCGCAAAAGAUACGAAGAAAAAACUAAUGUGAUCGGUUUGUGACCCGUAUUGUGUAAAUAAUGAGGAAAUGUCUAGCGAUGUUGAUUCACUCCCAGCGGUUUCGUACUUUGACAUUGUUAAUUAUUUUAUUAACUCUAAAAGUGCUUACACAAUGGACGAGUUAAAUGCUGUUAAAUCUAUGGACUCAUUUAACCACUGUUACAAUGGCUGGGUGAAAGAUGUUCGUACUUUGACGAAAAAUGAAAGGAUUCUGGUGAAAGGCAGGGUACGACAUUCGCAAAGGAUGAAUGACACACCAUUGACACCAUGGGCAAUUGUUAGGAUAGAUGGUUUUGUCGAAUCUGCUCACUGUAACUGCAUGGCGGGAUUGGGUGAAGUGUGCAGUCACAUAGGUGCCUUACUCUUCUGGGUAGAAGCAACACACAGAGCAAAUGCCAACUUGACUGUAACACAGAAGAAAGCAUACUGGCCUGUGCCGUCUUAUGUCGACAAGGUUCAGUAUUUAGAAGUGAAAGACAUAGACUUUUCCUCAGCCGAAAAGAAGGUAAAGGACUUGAAUCAUUUGUUGUGUAGUGGUGAGAAGACACCCAAACGAGCACUACAACUACCAAAAGUAGAGGAGCCAACUUUGGAAACGGAGCAACAUUUUUCACAUGUGUUAUCAUUAUGCAAAUCUAAGCCAGCAGUCUUGGCAGUGAAAGAGAACUUUCAGGAAAACUAUAUCCCUGAUAUUCUUAGAAAGGGGAAGUUACCAAUAUCACUUGGGACAUUUCGUGAUGAAAAAUUCAUGAAUAUGGAAAGAGAAGAACUAAUCAGUGAAUGUGCUCAACUGGAACAGACAUUGACUGUUACUUGCGAACAGGCCAAAAAUGCGGAAAUUAUAACCAAGCAACAGUUUAAGUGUAAAGAGUGGCAUGCCUUCAGACAUGGACGUAUUACAGCGUCAAAUGUAAAACUUGUGUGUUCAGGUUUGGAAGACAAACCAGCUUUAUCAACUGUAAAGGCUAUUUGUGGGACAGGAAGUAGAUUUACAAACAAAGCAACAGAAUGGGGAAUAGCCCAUGAGCGCGAGGCACUUUUGAAGUAUAGAAGAGAUGUAAGUCCACUUCAUGAUGAUUUAAAGGUAGACAACUCUGGCCUAUUUAUUAGUCCUGCCCAUCCACACCUAGGAGCUAGCCCGGAUGGCAUUGUUUCUUGUUCAUGUUGUGGUGAUGGACUUGUUGAAAUUAAGUGUCCAUAUUCAGUAAAGGACGGUAAUGUGAAAGAUUUGGAAUACUUGGACAAAAACAUGGCAUUGAAACACCAGCACAAGUAUAUGUACCAAGUUCAGACACAGCUCUUAGUGACCAACAAAUUAUACUGUGAGUUUGUCAUUUGGACUAAGGAUGAGUGUUUAAUUCAAAGAAUUGAGCCAUUGCCCGUUAUUCAGGAAGAAAUAGUGAAAAAAACCACAUCAUACUUUAAAAAUGUUAUACUGCUAGAACUUACAGGAAGCUUGAUCUCUAGAGAGAGAACCCUAAUGCCAAACAAUUCAAAUAAAACAGUAACAGAACCUAGUUCUUCACAGGCAAGUGAAAUUAUAUGUGUCUGCCAGAAGCCAUAUAAAGAUGGGGAGGAUGUUAUUGGGUGUGACAACCAGAACUGUCCCUAUGUGUGGCUACAUUUUAAAUGUAUUAACUUGACCAAAGUACCACGGGGGAAGUUUUACUGUAAUGAAUGUAGAAAUAAACGACCAGCUAAAAAAUCAAAACACUGUUAAGUGUUUCAAUGACUGUACAUGAAAUCAAAGAUGACUGUCCCGAACCUUCAAGCUACCUAAAUCCAGUAUAACUAAAUACAGACAUCAUGUACUUUUAAACCGUCAGCUGUAAACAUGUGAUUUUUCUGAAUAUAUAUAGUUUAUAUAGAGAUGUGCAAUUUAAUUUAUUCCAUGAAUAAUGCUAGAUAGUGCAGUAUCAUAAUUUUGAUGUGCUUUUGAUAUGAACAUGCUAGUCAGUAUAUAUUUAUAUGUGACCUUUAUGACAUGAAUAUGCUAGACAUUGUAUUACAAAGUUGAUGUGUAAGACAGUGCCAAUUCAUAUGUGCUUAUGAUAUAAAUAUGCUAGACAUUGUAUUACAAAGUUGAUGUAUAUAAUAUAAGACAGUGUCAAUUCAUAUGUGCUAUUAAUGACCUGAAUAUGAUUUGUGUAUGUAAGUAAUGUUAAUAUGUCUACAAAAUAUGUGUGCUUUGUCUAUGUAUUAAGUACUGUAUAUAUAUAUAUAUAUAUGUAUAAAUAUGUGUGCUUUGUCUAUGUAAAUAUGUUAAUGCAUUUCAUUCACAACUUCAUUUGUUGCUAAUUUAAGAUAACUUCACUGGUAUUCCCUUGUGUAUAAAAUAAUGAGUAAUGAUUAAAGUUAUUUAAGUUCUUAUUAAAAUAUUUUGCAAUUCAA
Messenger RNA from Ruditapes philippinarum (Manila clam), 2563 nucleotides. RefSeq lists its product as uncharacterized. NCBI's taxonomy places the organism in Eukaryota, Metazoa, Mollusca, Bivalvia, Venerida, Veneridae. Bases 201 to 1892 code for a protein of 563 amino acids. The transcript is spliced from 2 exons. The record is from RefSeq and is a predicted model, not a curated record.